This is a messenger RNA of Amoebophrya sp. A120, 3354 nucleotides long. The record is from the annotation of a GenBank genome assembly. NCBI's taxonomy places the organism in Eukaryota, Dinophyceae, Syndiniales, Amoebophryaceae.
AGGUCCACUUUUCGUGAAACACAAACACCACUUGGAAAUACCUACAUUUUCCAACGUUGAACGUCAAUGCAAGGACACGAGGUGCUGCUUACUGCGAGAUGAAGUGUGACAAGUACCAAAGAAGGCUGAAUUUAGAGUAGCAAAGUGCAGCCAGAGUCGUGCCCCGGUUUGAUGAGCAGUAACAUACUGUAGAGGUACAUCAACGGGUAAGUAAUACAACCCUGCUCUGAGUUGCAGCAUUAAACGCCUACUUUUGUGGUCUCUUACCACUUCUGCUGUCCGCCUUGAUUCCUGCGAAAAAUCAAUUAUCAAACCCAUUCAAAAUAACUUUGCUAUCAUGACCACGGUGCAGAUUAGAUUUGAGCCCAACUACAUGGCGGAUCCGACACCGAGUCUGGGGCCAGCGCCCCAGACGGAUGAAGAGGCGGUCCCGGAGGACCCACCUUCAUUAAGGAAGGUCGUGGCAAAAAACCUGGAGCUGGUAUGAUAUACAGUUGGAUGAAUGAGAAUGCAAAGUCAAAGUGGUGUAGAAAUAUUUUUUGAAAAUUUCUGUAUACGUUUUUCACGUAAGAAUAUUGCGUGUAGCCUAGCUAGUUGGUUCUUCUGGUAGAAGUUCUAGUCGCUCUAAGCUUCAACACGGUCGUUAUUUUUCAUUUCUUCUUCACAUACACCUUUCCACUUUUUCUUUUCCACCAAAAACGAACAGUUUCUCGCCUUCCUCAUAGAUCCGGUGUACGCGCCAAAGAAAGGAAGGGAAAAGGUCGUCCUAUACCGAGACUGGCACAACGUGAAAAAUCUCUCCGUCGUCAGCAAGAGCCUCCACAUCGUGAUAUCAAAACACAUGCUGCUGCAAAGGACAGAGCUGGUAUAGUAAUUUCUACUUCUAGUUCUAGUAGUAGUACAGUAGGAAAUGAGGCAUGUUUUGUUCUUUCUUCAUGGACUUUUCUUUUGUGCUGGUGAACUACAAUCAUAUUGUUGCGACACGACCACGACGUCCUUGGUUUCUCGUGAAAAUUUGAACAGUAUGCUGAAACUGAAAGUGUUGAAAGCAGAAACACAAAAAUCCAAUCCACAGAUGAUAAAACACCGGGAGAACGAGCGGGACUUGAGGACGGAGGUUGGACGCUUUUGGAAGGACCAGUGGUCAAGAAUGCAGGAGGUGGCGGAGAAAAACCGAGAACUCCGGUUCGCGCCGAUGGAAGCCGAGAAGGCUGCGCAGGCCGAGGCCGCCGCGCAGGCACAGGCGACCAUGGUUUCAGAGGUAAAAAACAAUAAAUUUGGAGGCGGCCUGCCCCCAGGUUCGUUCGAUCCCAGCAGUUUUCUCCCCUCCCCGACUGAAAUACCCAACCAAGACGUGGUCUUCCGGAGCGAUGAAAGAGAGACUGAGCAAUUAUCACGAGCGACGGCACAGAGCCGAACCACUGCGGCGCCGGGGGAGCAACAGGAGCAAGGAAUCACGGAGGAUUUGGAGCAGGUUUUGGCGAUUCACCAAAAGCAGAUCGCGGAAUUACUUGCCCGGCAGCAGGAGAUUGUGCAGCGGCAGCUUUUGUCGGAAAACGCGGAUGCAUUGUCGACGUCUCCGCGCACCAACGCCGCGUUUUUUGAUCUCUACGCCGGCAUCAGUAUGGUCGAGGCUGGGAACCGGCCCUCAUCCAAGCAAAGCUCGCAGAUGAUGAAUUUAGGCCGGGUCUCCGUCGGUCUGACACCGAGAAUAGAAGUCAUGGGGGCCAAUGGGGAACAAACGAGCAUCGUGUUUGAAAGUAAAUAUGGUAGUAACACGACCGCAGCAGGUAACACAACAGUGCAUGAUCAAGCAAAGAACCCGCCUCCAACAACAAGUGACUUUGAAAAUUCGCUGGAAGACAGGCUGGACACAGACCGGGCUCGGGACCAGACGUGGCAGGAGCUUUUGGCCAUAUCCGGCUAUGUGGAGUACCAGCAGGAGAUGCAGAGAGAGCGCCUCGCGAGAGACGAGACCGAGCGAUAUUUCGAGGGGGUAAAGCACGAGGUGCAGGAGAUAGAAAACACUUUGUACAAUAAAUCCCAACACCCACAGCUCGCGAACGAAACCCUAGUCAAGCCAAUACCGGUGGACGAAGCCAACGCCACCCUGAAGGUAUCCACAGUAAAUUUCCCGUACACGUACAAAUGUGGUUUCUGCAUGACAAAACUUGCCUCCAAUCCUAGUGCAGCAUGACAAGCUGGGCUCUGCAAGGUAGCGAAAUUUGUCAUGCAUUUUGUACAUGUACAGGAAAUUUACAUUGCAUAGAAGGAGCUAGGAAACUACAGCAGCGAGGCAAUCGGCAGCUCGGCAAAGCGCGAAAUCAUCAAUCUGAAGUCUGCGUUCGCGCAGUUCUUCACGGCAUGGUACCUUUUUGAUGUUGUGACUACCGCUUGAUGAUCACAUUUUUGAUAAUGAUUUGCAAGAAGAAAAAGAUAAAAAUAAUCCGCUUCGUUUAUUUUCCGAUAUUUCUGCUCUGGAGCUGCUUCUAGUAGUUCUAAGUGGUCUAAUAAUCGCGAUCGAAGCACUGCACAACAACUGCUGAAAUGCUUUCUUUGGAAACUUCACUAUGUACCAGGUCGAAGGCAGCGGAGAUCGCCCCAAUAGUGAACCAGGAAGACGAUUUCCGAAAGCACGUGCUGGCCAUGAGUGCAGUGCCGAAAGACUGGAGCGCCAAGGAUUGGGCCAAGCAAGCUGUGCACGCCAUGACCGAGCGCGCCGACGGGAGCGACAUCGAAUGAGGCUGAGAUGACUCGCAGCUACAGCUCCGGCACGGUCAUGAAGGCUAAUACGGUUACUUAGGACUUUUUCUUCUAUCAGAUUCAUCACAUCUAUACACAUUCAAGCCAAAAAAAGAAAACACAUCGAAGCUGCAGGUUCGCUGCAUCGUUUACGAUUAAUAGAAGCCAAGAAAAACUUGUAUGAUCUUGUCGUUUCGGUUUCCGAAGCUGCAAAUGGAACAACAAUGUCGAGUGAUAAUGCACAACUUCUCAACACGGAGGCGGGCCCCCCGACCGUUUCCCUUGUAUAGAGCUUCUCCAAAGAACCCCUUGAUCAUGGCCAUGAUCACGAGUUGAAACCUUCGAACUACAAAUGGUUUCACAACUGCCCCCAGCUGUACAAAGUUUGAUGAAAAAGAUUUGACGCAGGAGCUUCCUCACAUCGGGCUAGAUUUUUGAGAGUUUGAGUUCUAUUUGUCGUGGUGGUUCGACUUCGAGUUCGAUGUACCUAUGUCAAAGAACAUUCCAGUGUUUCGAAUGUGUGUGAUCUCGAUUUGUUGUGUCCGAAGUUGUUUCGUGUUGAGGAAGCGAAGUCAGGUGUGUGGUGAGAGCAGUAUUGGAUUUGGAAAUCCC